CUGAGCGCGUCCGUGCAGGCAUCACUGCUCUCCCACCGUACCCUGUCUCCACUGCGUGCGCAGCUUCGGCACUUGCGUGUGUCAGUUCUGUGCUAAACAGCUUUUAACGUUCACGACCGACACGCGCCGCCGUCCUCAUGCUGGGAGAUGAUGAAGACGUCUUCGACAGCGUAACCUGGGAGUCCCCAGCUGCACCGCCCAAUGACAUCGACUAUGCUGCCCCUUCUGGCCCGGGAUACAGGCAGAGUACGUCGGAAAGCGAAGAAGGGCGUGGCCCGCACGCCCCGAAGUGGGAGGGAUACCUCAUAACGGCAGUCAAGGACCCAGUAAAGGAGCUGGCGGAGACGAAGGACGCCUAUGUCUCGUAUCUAGUAUCUGCAAAGACAAGCCUGCCAAUAUUCUCUACACCCAAUCCCUCCUCGCGCAGGCGAUACCAGGACUUUGUGUUCCUGCGUGAUCAUCUGGCGAAGGACUUCCCGGCAUGCGUGGUACCACCAUUGCCCGGUAAACAUAGGCUCGAGUAUGUCACCGGAGACAGGUUCAGCCCAGAGUUCAUGGAGCGGCGUCGCUCAGACCUCCACCGAUUCUUGCAGCGCCUAGCACGGCAUCCAACGCUGCAAAGGAGUACAUUGCUUCGUGCAUUCUUCGAAUCGACAGAAUGGCAUGUUAUCAUGCACCAGCACGUCGCGCACCCACCGGGGCCCGAAGCCUCAACAGGCGUAAUCGACAGCAUCUCUGAUACGCUACUCAACGCGUUCUCGCGUGUGCGCAAGCCGGACGAGCGGUUCCUCACGAUGCGCGAGUCGGUCGACAAGUUCGAGGAGGGCAUCACCGUCUCGGAGCGGCUGUGGACGCGCGUGCGCAACCGGACAAACGACGGCGGGGUGGACCCUGGCGAAGAUCUGACGGGAGACUACCACGACCUUGCUGUGGCCGUCCAAGGCCUGGGGUUCCUCGAGUCGGGGAUCACGGACCCGCUCAACCACUUCUCAAAUACGUUGCUGGAAUUCUCCGCGUUGAUGCGGCACACGACGCAUACAACGACAGACCCGUUCCUGAUCCACCUCCACUCUCUCUUGUCUUACUCCCAUACCAACCGAGCGGUCCUCAAACUUCGCGACCAGAAGCAGAUGGACUUUGAGGAGCUUUCAGAUUACCUCUCCGGUGUUGUUGCCGAGCGUGAUAGGCUCGCAGCCAUCAUCAGCGGUCAUGCAGGGAGCUCGGGCCUUGGUCUUGGUGCCUACCUCAAGGACCGAGUAGAUGCGCUGAGGGGCGCUGACGACGACAGAAGCCGUGUGGAGAGGAUGCGCAAGCUUGACACGAAGAUCAAGGAGCUCCAAGACGCAGUGGCAACCGCACACGAUACGUCAGACGCAUUCAGCGACGAGGUCCUCCGGGAGCAGACCGUCUUCCAGUACGCUAAAGAGGCGGAGAUGAAGGAGAUGCUAGGCAACCUUGCGGACGGGCAGAUUGAAUUUUACAAGGCGGCCAUGGAGGAAUGGGAUCGGAUCAUACCCAUUAUACAGCGCAUCCGGGUGGACGUCUGAGUGUACAUGACGUGGGAUCUUGGUGGAAAUGUAGCUUGCUUUCUAGUGUACUCAUAGUGUGACGCACGAACUUUCCGUACUGCAGCCACUAUUUAAUUCCAUUCAAUUGACUUGAA
Rhodofomes roseus is the source of this 1663-nucleotide messenger RNA. RefSeq names its product lipid binding protein. Gene Ontology annotation, biological process: cytoplasm to vacuole targeting by the Cvt pathway; autophagy. Bases 138 to 1547 code for a protein of 469 amino acids. Gene Ontology annotation, cellular component: phagophore assembly site. The transcript has 9 exons. The record is from RefSeq and is a predicted model, not a curated record. NCBI's taxonomy places the organism in Eukaryota, Fungi, Basidiomycota, Agaricomycetes, Polyporales, Fomitopsidaceae. Gene Ontology annotation, molecular function: phosphatidylinositol binding.